Messenger RNA from Annulohypoxylon maeteangense, 5058 nucleotides. Its product is annotated as trafficking protein particle complex subunit 10. Gene Ontology annotation, biological process: early endosome to Golgi transport; intra-Golgi vesicle-mediated transport. Gene Ontology annotation, cellular component: TRAPPII protein complex. The transcript has 3 exons. Lineage: Eukaryota; Fungi; Ascomycota; Sordariomycetes; Xylariales; Hypoxylaceae. The record is from RefSeq and is a predicted model, not a curated record. The coding region runs from base 196 to 4923 and encodes 1575 amino acids.
CUAAGCUUUGGCAUCUGUGACGUGCAUUUGUUGACGAUCGAACCUACAACUUCAAACUUCCACCUUAAAUAUCUCGAACCUCGUUUUAAACCCGACACGUGUCUUUAGAAACUGUUUAUAACGGCUUGCGACAUUUUAGGCGUUCAAUUUGCACACUAAUCAUGAAGUAGGAAGCAACUACCCUAGCUGUUCGCCAUGGAACAGUCGUAUUCUACAUCUAAAGUUACAGUCGAGUACUUCGACCCUCAUGACGUCUUCAAGCUUCUCGCGCCGGGAUUAGUGCCUCGACUUCCCUUGCGCAACCUUCAUUGGCAAUCGCAUGCCGGACCCCUUCGCUCUAUCGAUACCCUUCAUAUCGAGCUUCUCUCAGCCGGCGACAAGACCUCCGUUACCUCUCCAGUUCCUUCCCCACAUGCUUCUGGAAAUCAUUUGGAUACUGUCGUUAGCCGUGAUGAUGGCUUCCAAACCCAGAUAGGAGCUAAACUAUCCUCCGAUGGUCUCGAUCAGACUGCGAACCGAAACAGUGCACCUGCACGGCGACACCAGAUUCCUGGUCUAAGGAGGACACCAUACUUGAAGGUGCUACUUGUUCGGUGUGAUGAUAAUGACUCUUAUAAGGGGCAUGUAAGGCAGGAUAUACGUGAUUGGAUUAAGACCAACACGCCUCCGUCCGGCUCGAAGAGGAAUACUGCCGAAAACCACGAUGCCUUCGAAUGGCUCAUUAUCCACGUCAUAAUACCGAAUACAGUCGCCGCCACACAGCCUCGAGACUCGGGUUCGGCCCCAGAGAAGACCUCGGCCGUCUCUAAGUGGAGACCAGGAUCAAGCACACUCUUUGAGAAGCUUAGAUCCGAUUUUAAUACGUCUAGUAAAGGAGGGGUGGACCGAAUCGCCCAAAUUCGUAUUGGCGUCAACGAUGUCCCGUACGAUAUUUUGCCUCGAGUUGUGCCGGCUGUGCCUAGUGGCUAUUCUGAGACAGAGCAGGAGACUGAAAAUUCGUGGACGGAUCUCGUUUCCAAAUUUCGCAGCCUCAUUUUGUCUAGUUUUGAUCUGCGUGUGAGCCAAUACGAGGAAGAUAUCAGGGAGAAGGACUCUCAGAGGACUUUGCCUGGAUGGAAUUUUUGCACUUUCUUCAUUCUCAAGGAAGGUCUCGCUCGCGGCUUUGAGAGCGUAGGUCUAGUAGAAGAUGCAUUGGUCGGAUAUGAUGAACUAAGUGUAGGGCUGGAUAUGAUCGUCAAAGAUCAGACCUCGACAGGAUCGAGAUCCGCCACGAAUGCGCUUUUGAGCUAUACCGCCGAGUUAAAACAAAUCGCUCUUCAGGCUAGAGCUACGAUUACCGGUUCCGAGUAUGAAGACGAGGAUGAAAUGGUUGAUCUACAGUCCCAAGCUGAGGGUGCUCAACCCAAGGAUAUAUAUGAUGACAUUCCUAUCAGCUCCACUAAGAAGCCCUACCGCGAUUUAAUUGUUGCGAAUAAUGUAUCUGUUUUUGACUUUAGGUGCUAUAUAUUCGCUAGGCAAAUAUCCCUGUUGCUUCGGCUCGGAAAUGCGUGCUCAACACGGGAAGAGUUGCUAGCAAAACUCAAAGAGCAGCAAGAGUCAGUCCUGCAUGGCGUCGCACCCCGUGCGCCACCCCCAAAACAAAAAGAAAAUGAGCACGAGGAUUUAACCAUGCUCGCUGAGAUCUGCCGACGAACAUUAGAAUUCAUACCUACGGUAUCCCAGGUUAUGAGAAAUGAUGUUUUUGCCGCUCUCUCGGAUAUGGCGAAAGCGGAUGGAGAUGAUACCUCAAAACCAUCACAAGCAGAUCCCACGGUCGAAGAAGUGGUUGAGAACUUGGUUGCCUCAUUUGCGUUUUCUAUCGCCCAGCAGAUUCUAGCUCAGACUUCGACUAAAGCUUUACCGAUACCACCGUCAUCCCUAGCAUCGCAAGGUGCAAACGAACAAAAGGCUGCGAUACCCGAACCUAAAACGAUGAUGCACCCAGCGAGAAAUACCUCGUUAUCGAUACGGACCGAGCGUGGCGCCAGUGUUGGUCGUCCACUUCCUAGUCCAAAUAUCUUUCCUGGACGCCGACCGAGUGGUGCGGAUGAUCAAGCCCAAUCAUCGUUUCUUAAAGCUGGACUGGAAGAGCUCGCUGCUAGGAGAGCUGAGCUCUACAUGUUGUCGAGGAAUAUCCUCGCGGAGUGCGGAAAAAAACGUGGAUGGGCUGAUGGCUGGGAUAGUGUACCCGUCAUAGGGGAGUCAACCAUGGUCGAAAUGGUCGAUAUCGACCUUAAUGAUGAUGACGAUGACGGUGACGAUGAUAAUGACAAUGGUGAUGGUGACGAAAAAGCAGAGGCUGAAGACGAGGAGACUUCCGCCAGUCGUGAAACUGUAGUCUCCAUCUCUGGCGUCGAUAGCAAGUUGCUCAAGACGGCCCUCGAUAGCAAAGACGAUUUUUACCGUCUUUACGAAACACUUACCGAUAAAGCCUUGCGGCAUUAUACCGUAGCGGAUCACACCCAUUCGGUAAAGACUAGCAUGGCGGAUAUCGCCGUGUUGAAAUAUCACCUUUGCGACUACGCGGCUGCUUCUUCCUACUUUUGGGAGACUAUCCCUUUCUUUGGAGAAAGUGGCUGGAGUCUCCUGGAACUAUCCAUGUUGGUCAUGUGUUCGAGGUGUCUCAAGCAGCUCCAGCGGAAGGAUGAGUACAUCAAAGUUAUGUUGAAGCUUUUGACCAAGGCGGCCGCGGCCGAAAGAGACCGUCUACGACAAAAAUCAGGGUUUCGAUUAGGGAAGCAGGAAGAUGUUGAUUACCCUGAUAGCGAAGCUAUUAAGGGGUUCCUGGAUGAUCUACUUGCUGCGACAAAGACUCUACCAAAUGAACUACGGAUAUCCCUUUCUAGCUUUAUUUCUAUUGUGGAAGUUGACGGCCCUCCCGAAUACCACCAAGGUCGAGAUGGUAUUUCCCUCAAUCUGAAGGUGAAUAGCUUGCUUGCGGAUAGCUUCCGAGUUGAAGGUGUGAGAGUACGGGUUGUUAGUGCUGUCAAUAAAUCGUCGAAAGAUAUAUGGUUUGAGCUUGCCGAGCCGACAACGAUUAAGCCCGGCAGAAAUAAGCUCAAACUAAAUAGUAACUCGGCGAUCCCAGGUUCCUACGAGAUCGAUAAGGUCGAUUUCAAGGCUAGCAACAUACACCUGCACCAUGAACGUGAAGCAGGUCAACCUGUAGACAAGGCCAGCGAUACCCUUCAGUCUCCCUAUCUUGCCAUUUAUCACCGAUCUGAGACGUUAGAUGUAAAACUGCGCGCAUCGAAACAUAUUCAAUUAGAUCGAAACAAUACAGUGGAUAUCGAUUUGGAUUCUGGCUGGAAUGACCUGCUUAACGCCGAGAUUCGAGUCAAGGCUGCUACGGGAGGCCUCAGACUGCUCACAAGCGAGGCAAAGUGUAUCAACUCAUCCAUUAACUUCUCAAAAAAGCCAGAGGGUGGCCUAUUUUGUUUCGCGGCCAUACCACGGAAUAAUACCGUGCGCAUCCGGUUUCCGUACACUGUAGAGCAAGAGACUCUCAGUAUAUCCAUACGCAUUGAGGUAUCUUAUUCAACCGGCGAUGGCUCAUUUUUCUUCUCUAAAACUCCUGUCGUCGAAACCGCUUUGGCACUCGGGGUUAAUGUCCAGGAUGUUUUUAAGCACAAAGCUCUGUUUUCUAGAUUUACCGUAUCUACAGCGAGUCAGAGCCCUCUACGUUUAUUCACAAGUGAGCUUGUAGGCUCAGAAGCUUUCGAAUCAGAGUUCGGAGUACCGCCUAGUGCUCCCGUUAUCAUCUUCCCGAAGCAGCCAGCCAGUCUAUUGUACAAGAUCACACGUAAAGUGGAUGUGAAGAUCAACCCAAAGACGAAAAAGACCAUGUACCUUAGACUGCGUUACAGCAUGUUGCAGGAAGAAAUCGAAUCCCUAAUCGAGGAUUCCAUAACUGAAUCCUUGGAAGAUAAGCCGUUGCGUCCUUUCUCUCGGCUGAUAUGCUCAACAAUCAUCCCUCACGUUCGACACGGCCUCACGGGACAUGAUCUAGAGCGCGCGGUUCUUCUUGGAUCGGUACCCACGACGUUCUUGUCCUCGGUCAACUGGGCUAAGUACUUCGUUGGGCUGGGCAAAGCACCCGAUGGUACCGAUUACUCCAAAGCUCUCGUGUCCUUCCUCCGAAGUUGGCAGGCUGCGAAUCCUAAAUUGGAGCUCGAAACAUCCUCGAUCCCCGCAGAACCGAGAUCGAUCCUGAUCCCUGUAGAUAUACCCUCCCUAACAAUUGUCCACACGGCAGAUAUCCGGCUCCAACAAUCUCCGCAGAAAUCAUCAUCCUCGUCAGCACUUUCCACUCUUCCCAAUUCUCCCACGCCCACCGUCUGCACGAAUCAACUACUACCCGCAGUCCUACAUCUAAAAUGGACGCGUGUAUGGGACACAACCACACCCCCUGCCGAACAAAACGACCUCGAAUUUAGCUACGAGCUCGCCGCUCCCCAAGACACCUGGCUUCUAGGCGGAAGACGCAAAGGCCACUUCGUUAUCCCAGCCCCAUCCUCACUACCUCCUUCCGCCACCGGAACCGGAGCAAGCGUAAAAGUAGACUACGAAAGCACCGCCGACACUGAAGCCGAGAUCCCUAUCCUCUUCGUCCCACUACGCGAGGGCUGGCUGCCGUACCCCAGCGUAGAAAUCAGGGAAGUCAGACCGUACGAAGACAGUGUCGGAUCACCUGUGGACGGGGGAGCAGGUCCAGGCGUGCACUUCGAGACAGACGUGAGGAAUUUAGGCGAAACGGUUCGGGUUAUCGCGGAUAGAGCACGUGUUACCCUCAGCCUGGACGCAAGUGGACCUAGUGGCGGACCAUUGGUGUUAGAUGUGGAACGAUUGAGGGGAGCUGGAGAGGAGGGGAGGACUGUUGCUUGAUUGAUGCUGGGCUAGCUUAGGGGUAGGGAGGUGUCUGACCUACUUAGUCAGGGUGAAUGUUAUGAUACUUGCUAGUUUAGCUUAGCUUAAAUCAGCUUGCUUGUUACUAUAUCAAAUAAACGUGUUUCGAUCUAA